AUGGAGCCGGGGCUGUGGUUCCUCUUCGGGCUCACAGUGACCUCCGCCGCAGGACUGGUGCCUCGCCCCCAGCCUGGGGACGCUGGCAGGAGCGGCAUGCCCGGGCCCCCCACUGCAGCCAGAUCUGAGGGGGACAUCGAGGAGAUUGUGGCCACUACUGCAGUGCAGGGUUUGAGUCCCAGACGCCCUGGGCAGGAGCAAAAACCAGGUCGGUUUGGGGAGCAGGCAUCCAAGGGGAGUCCUGUGCACCGCCGCGUGAGGCGCUGUACGUGCUUCACCUACAAGGACAAGGAGUGUGUCUACUACUGCCACCUGGACAUCAUCUGGAUCAACACUCCUGAACGGACCGUGCCCUAUGGACUGUCCAACUACAGAGGAAGCUUCCGGGGAAGGAGGUCCACAGGGCCAUUCCCGCAGAGCCUGCAGCCCUCUGAGUGGAGCCCGCGCUGCUCUUGUGUGCAGAGCCAGGACAGCGCCUGCUUGCACUUCUGCGCCCGCACGCUGGCUGUCAGCAGGAACUCAAGAGCGGCCACAAAGCCUGACAAAGAAGAGCCGGGACAGGCUGAAGUCAAGGACGGACAAAGUGAGCGGGCCUUAGGCCUCCAGCAUCAAAUGCUUCCCCGGGCAGGGCUCCUUGUUCAGCCUGUGGCUCUGCAGUUUUAGGAGCCCCCGCCAAAGCAGGCCCGCAGCACCCCGUUUUGGGGGCCCUCAGUCCCUGCUCCUGCCCGCUUCACAUUCCCACCUCUUGGAGGUCAAGGAAGGCAUUUUGCCCCUGGGGAGAAAAACCCAUCCAGAGGGUCCUCACUAAACAAUACCGCCCUACCCCAAGAAAGCCCCUGUGCAAAGGACCCGGUUUCUCUAAUGGGUAAAAUGAUCCCAGAUGUGCCCCAGAGCCUGACGCCCGCGGCUCGGGUUUCAUGCAGGAAAUUGUUUUUGGAGCGGUAGGGCACGUUGGAAAGCCACUUGCUGGCUUUCGCCUUCUCCUGGAGGAGAGGUGGGCUCCGAGCUGGCUUUGCACACGUGAACACGCAUCCCCUUGUACCCGACGCAGCGGGGGGCGGGAGUGUGCAACACUCACGU
This is a messenger RNA of Neogale vison (American mink), 1080 nucleotides long. RefSeq names its product endothelin 3 (gene EDN3). The transcript is spliced from 5 exons. Gene Ontology annotation, cellular component: extracellular region. The coding region runs from base 1 to 663 and encodes 220 amino acids. NCBI's taxonomy places the organism in Eukaryota, Metazoa, Chordata, Mammalia, Carnivora, Mustelidae. The record is from RefSeq and is a predicted model, not a curated record. Gene Ontology annotation, biological process: intracellular calcium ion homeostasis; regulation of vasoconstriction; regulation of systemic arterial blood pressure by endothelin. Gene Ontology annotation, molecular function: endothelin B receptor binding; hormone activity.